This is a messenger RNA of Micropterus salmoides (largemouth bass), 4084 nucleotides long. RefSeq names its product abl interactor 2-like. The record is from RefSeq and is a predicted model, not a curated record. The transcript is spliced from 12 exons. Gene Ontology annotation, molecular function: SH3 domain binding. NCBI's taxonomy places the organism in Eukaryota, Metazoa, Chordata, Actinopteri, Centrarchiformes, Centrarchidae. Bases 30 to 1904 code for a protein of 624 amino acids. Gene Ontology annotation, cellular component: lamellipodium.
UAAAAAUAUCACUACAGUAAACCUAUUACAUGCAUUUAAGCAGCAAUUUGGAAACCACUAAAGCAUUCAACCAAAUGGGAGUAAUUUCUGUUCUGAAAUAUUAUACAUUGGGCACUCCUGCUCUCCACCAGCUGCUGGGAGAACCCUGCAGUACCGCACACUGCCGCGAUGGCGGCAGCGAGCCCAAACCGACACACACGCGCCGCUCCGCUAAAGAUGUGAAAAUGGCGGAGCUACAAAUGCUUCUGGAAGAGGAGAUUCCAGCAGGACGAAGCGCACUACUGGAUAGUUUCACCAAUUUGGAAAGGGUCGCGGAGUACUGCGAGAGCAACUAUGUCCAGUCCCCAGACAAACAGAGGGCACUGGAGGAGACCAAGAACUACACCACCCAGUCUCUGGCCAGUGUAGCCUACCUGAUCAACACUCUGGCCAACAAUGUCCUGCAGAUGCUUGACAUCCAGGCAUCGCAGUUGCGCCGCAUGGAGUCCUCCAUCAACCACAUCUCACAGACGGUGGACAUCCACAAAGAAAAGGUAGCCCGGCGGGAAAUUGGCAUCCUCACCACCAACAAGAACACAUCCCGCACACACAAGAUUAUUGCCCCAGCCAAUCCCGAGAGGCCUGUGCGCUACAUUCGCAAGCCCAUCGACUACAGCAUGCUAGACGACAUGGGCCAUGGAGUCAAGUGGUUGCAAAGGUUUAAGGCCAGCGCUCAGAACAUGAAAGCCGGAGGAGGAAGUGGACUCCCUCGCACCAACCCCCCCACACAGAAGCCCCCCAGCCCGCCCAUGUCAGGGAAAGGGACCCUUGGGCGCCACUCCCCCUAUAGGACUCUUGAGCCGGUGCGUCCACCCGUUGUCCCUAAUGACUACGUCUCAAGCCCGACGCGCAACAUGGCGCAUCCCCAGCAGAGCCCUGCACGCACUGCAUCCGUUAAUCAGAGGAACCGCACGUACAGCAGUGGGAGCAGCGGAGGCAGCCACCCUAGCAGUAGUCGCAGCAGCAGCCGAGAGAACAGCGGCAGCGGCAGCGUGGGCGUACCCAUCGCUGUGCCGACCCCGGCCCCGCCCACCGCCUUCCCAGGCUCAGCCCCAGCCCAAUCCAACCCAGCUAAACCUUCCUCCAACACUGCCACCAUCCCUGGUCCCCCCACCUCUGCCCUAGAUGGCCCCCCACAGGCCCCAAACACCCCAGUAGAGAUCCCGCCUGUACCCCCGCCCCCUCCCCAGCUCCCUGCCUCUGCAGCCCCCACUGGCACAGGCCCCGCUACUUACGGCAACCCUGCACAAGGUGCUCCUCAGUUCUACAGCAUGAACCGCCCGGUGCAGCCGCCCCAAAACCAGCAGGUUGGAGGCUCGCUGCCGUACAGACGACCCUCCUCCGUCACUGGUCAGCCCAGUGUGGCCCACAACCAAAGCCAGCUCAACGGUGGGCCACACUUCGCCCAGAACCAAGCCGGCCCACUCGCGCCCCCUCCCCCCUCCAUGCAGAUCACCCCUCAGCUGCCUCUGAUGGGCUUUGUGGCCCGAGUUCAGGAGACUAUCUCAGACGUCCCGCCUCCACCUCCACCUGCCGAGGAGCCAGUGUUUGAGGAAUCUACACCACCUCCUCCACCGCCGGAGGACUACGAGGACGAUGAGGAUGAAGAAGAGUCUGCGGUGGUGGAGUACAGUGACCCCUACGCUGAGGAGGACCCGCCCUGGGCUCCACGCACCUACCUGGAGAAAGUGGUGGCCAUCUAUGACUACGCUCGAGACAAGGAAGACGAGCUAUCGUUCCAGGAGGGUGCCAUCAUCUACGUGAUUAAAAAGAACGACGAUGGCUGGUACGAGGGCGUGAUGAACGGGACCACGGGCCUCUUCCCCGGCAACUAUGUUGAGUCCAUCAUGCACUACGCCGACUGAACAAAUCUCCCCCUCUGAGUGGAUAUGGAAGAGGAGCAGGACAAGCGUUUGAUGGGGAAGGAACGGGGAUGGAGGGGAGCCAAGGGUUUAAGGUCAAAGACUUUGAUCAGACAGAGCAUGAUCACCUCCGGGCGAAGAGGGAAAUAAGAGACUGGGGGAAGAGGGAGCAGUUUUUUAAGAAGUUGCAACACGACAAACUGAUGCCCAUUCUCUUGACGUAGGCGCCAUUGUAAAACAACCACUACUCUAGAUAUAUCCUUCCCUGUAAUUUCUUUCUUUAUUUGACUGAGGAGGACUGGACAGUGAUGGAUUUAUUGUAUUUUGAGAGUUUAUAUUAGGAGGUCACUACUUUAUUUUUGCUUCAUGUUUUUGCCCUUAUUUUAAACAAUAUUUAUUUGGAUUUUGUAGUGGGAUAAAUGGUGAGCAGGUAGAUGUGGCUUUUGAGGGGGAUUUAGUUGGUAUUUCCGUGUUGCAGCCUCGGAGAAAGGGCUGGAGGAGAAUGCCUUCAAUUUGUAGAUUUUCUCCAUAACACUCCAGAGACAUUUUAGUGAGAAGUCCUCUCGCUCUCUCUUGCUCUCUCUCUCUCUAAUAUCCUCGGUGGGGGGAAAAAACGGUACUUUCCAUACUUGAUAUUUGGUGAGGUACCUCAGCAGGGAGUGUGCCAAAGCUGACAUUCGCUUAGAUAAGCACAUCAGAUGUCUGAAGGUGACACACAUGAAGCUAGAUAAAAGUAGGUAAGAGAAGACGUCUGAAAGCGAGCAGAGUGUUUAAACACAGAGUUUUGCUGCUUUUUUUCCCUCAAAAUUUAAAUAAAAUAUCUUGCACCACGAGAGUCCGAUGUUUAACUCGUAGGGGCGGGUUUUGUCGCUACAUGCUUCACUUUGCUGGCGAGUGUGCAUUUAUCGGGAGAAGGAAUCGUCAUCCAGCCCUCAAAUAGGAGAGGAAAGAGAUCCUCAACUGCACAAUGACCUGGAUUUUGAAGUCUUACUCGGCAGCUCCCGUCGUGAAUAAUAGAAGUAUAUUAGCUCGACUGGCAAGGCUAAUCAUAUGCAGUGUUAAUAUGCAUUUUAGAUGAAGACUUUGGGGGGGGGGGCAUUUUACCAAGGGGUCCAGAAUUAAGUUUUGCUUGCAGAGCGGCAGACUGCAUGUUAUGACGGGGGGGGGGGGGGGCUUUCUUUUCUUCUCUACUGAUGAUUAAUGUCUUAAUAUUUUUAGAUAUGGUGUGGUUUGGUUGUUGAUAUUCACCCACGAUGACUCCUGAUGCAUUUAGGUUAUUUCUAAGAUGCUUGUGCCAUAUUGAAGUGUGUGUUACUAUUCAGAGGUUAUCACUUCAUUUGCAAUAAAUUGGCCAGAGUGGGGUGGAGUGUCGUUGAACUAAUUUUUUUAAAAUUUUAACUAAUUAACUUUCUUUUUUUUUCUCCACUUUUCCCAAGUUGUUUUAAAUCAAAAGCACAUCCAUUUGUAGUAAAAAGGUGUAGAAGAAGAAAUAAUAUAAAUGUGAGAUGUAUUAUGUCCUCAAAACAGGACGUAUUGAAUAUAAAAAGAAACCAGCUGUUGUGUUCAAAUGGUUUUAACCGUCGCAGGCCCCCAAUACUUCUUAACGCUGUCAGUUUAGGCAUCGUUCGUCCUCCGUAAAGUUUCUAAUACGCUUGGCUGUUUGCGAGGGCUCAGUGCUUGUACUUAUGUCAGAAUCUUUAUUUUCUAUUAAAAAAAAAAGAAAAGAAAUAAUAACAAGUGGGUCUGUAUGUGAGUCUUGCAUGCCAUUGUUCUUAUCUGUACUGGUGUCCCAAAAACCUUUUGUGGCGAGAUCACCCAUUCUUAAAAGGCAAGCAGCCCUGCAGCUCCGACCAGGUACCACCAGCCUCAUCCAGAGACUGUACAACUUAAUUCAAGCCCGCGUCCGAGGAGUCCCUCUCUAACCUGUGGGGGAGGGAGGGGAGGGGAGGGACAGGGCUUCCUCCACCCCUGACAGUAUCUGUCAUUACACUCUUACAACACUAAAAAAAAAUUAAAUAAGGCCCUUGGUCUGCAGGAUUCACAGCUCCCUGGAGUCUGUCGUCCCUCGGGAUGUCAAGUUUAACAAUCCAUAAUGCCAUUGUGUUGCACAGAUAAAGUUGCAUUGCAGAAGUAUCAUAUUUGUAAAAUCAUGAGAACAAAGACAAUAAAGUUAUUAAGAUUUA